Messenger RNA from Phycodurus eques (leafy seadragon), 3371 nucleotides. RefSeq names its product peptidylprolyl isomerase G (cyclophilin G) (gene ppig). Gene Ontology annotation, biological process: protein peptidyl-prolyl isomerization; protein folding. The coding region runs from base 160 to 2268 and encodes 702 amino acids. The record is from RefSeq and is a predicted model, not a curated record. Lineage: Eukaryota; Metazoa; Chordata; Actinopteri; Syngnathiformes; Syngnathidae. Gene Ontology annotation, cellular component: nucleus. Gene Ontology annotation, molecular function: peptidyl-prolyl cis-trans isomerase activity. The transcript is spliced from 13 exons.
CGAUUCCUUCACGAAAUGUUCUGACGUCCCCAUCGCGCCAUCUUCGUAAGCGGACGAGCAGUGGACGUUGAAUGAAAACCAGUGCCUUUUGAUAGAAACGCCCGCUGUAUGGAGUGAAAACAUUGCUUUUUCCAGGUUGGUUCUGCAGCGCCAGUCAUCAUGGGGAUCAAGGUUCAGCGUUCUCGGUGCUUCCUUGACAUCGGAAUUGGAAACGCACUAGUCGGUCGAAUCGUUGUGGAGUUGUUUACAGACAUCUGUCCCAAAACAUGUGAAAACUUCCGAUGCCUUUGCACUGGUGAGAAAGGUGUUGGUAAAGGAACCCAGAAACCUCUCCAUUACAAAGGAUGCCUGUUCCAUCGCAUUGUGAAAGACUUCAUGAUUCAAGGAGGGGACUUCAGUGAAGGCAAUGGAAGAGGAGGUGAAUCCAUCUAUGGAGGCUUUUUUGAAGAUGAAAGCUUUGGUGUGAAACAUAACAAGGAGUACUUGCUGUCUAUGGCCAAUAGAGGAAAAGAUACAAAUGGAUCACAGUUUUUCAUAACAACAAAACCAACUCCCCAUUUGGAUGGGGUCCAUGUGGUUUUUGGUCAUGUGAUUUCUGGACAAGAGGUCGUACAAACUAUGGAAAGUGAGAAAACGGAUCCUAACAGCAGACCAUAUGCUGAAAUCAAGGUCUUGAAUUGUGGCGAACUCGUCCCCAAAUCAAAAGCAAAGAAACGUGACAAGAAGAAAGAGCGAGCCUCGUCAAGUUCCAGCAGUAGUUCCAGUGACUCUGACAGUGCUUCGGAAUCCUCCUCUGACUCUGAAGAAUCUGACAAAAAGUCAAAGAAGCAGAAAAAGAAAGCCAAAAAGCAAAAGAAGAAACAGAAGAGGGACAAGAAGAAUUCCGAGUCUGAAAUUGUCGAAGAGAAAGAACAAGAAGAGGUGGUCAUGUCCACCGUGCGUCCUGAAGAAAUACCUCCCAUCCCUGAGAACCGGUUCCUGAUGAGAAUCUCACCAGUUGAGAAAAAAAAAGAGGAGCCUGAGAAGGACAAGGAAAGUAAAGACGAACGGCCUAGAGACAGAUCUGGUGCAAAAAACAAUUCUCAGUCUUCGUAUAACAGAAGAUUGGUAAUGACACGAUCCGGCAGGAAGAUCAAAGGCAGGGGCCCCAGGAGAUACAGAACUCCUUCACGUUCUCGUUCAAGAUCCAGAGAUCGCUUUCGCCGUAGCGAAACUCCUCCCCACUGGCGUCUGGAGUUGCAGCGUCAGAGAAUGAGGGCAGUCACUGUGGAGCGUUGGAUUAAGGGAGAUAGAGGUGACAUGAGUGAAGACAAGGAGGAGGCUGCUAAACCUCAAAGGAGAGAGCGACGGACAUCCAGUUCAAAGCGUGAGCACGCGGAUGAGGGUAAAAAAGACAAGAAGACUCGAUCGCAGAGAUCAAAAAGCAAGGAAGACUCAGGGGAGAAAGGUGAGAAGCAAAGCACACAGAAGGAAAAGAAAAGGGCCAAAUCUAAAAGCCGCAGUAAAAGUAGAGAAAAAAGUCGACGGUCAAAAAGCAGAGAUAAGAGGAGGCGAUCCAAAAGCAAAGAGAAGAAUCACAAGAAUAGAAGUAGUGACAAGAAAGAUCGCUCAAGGAGCAGAGACCGCAAUGUGAACAAGAAAGAGAAGGAAAAUGAUCACGACCGAGAGAAAAACAAGGAACAAGAUUCUGACAACAAGAAGAAAGAGGAUUCCAAAACGAGCAAUGGCGAGAAAACACAGACAAAGUCGCAAAGCAAAGACAGAAGUUCCAAGGACCGACACAGAUCAAGCAGCAGAAACCGAGACAAAGGCGGACAUGCCACCUCCAAGGAUAAAGAGGAGAAACGGGAUAAAGACAGAGAGAGGGGCAGGGAACGCAGCAGGAGUGCACACAGGCGACACGGCGACGAAAAGGACGACAGAAGACGGAGAACGCGUAGUCGGGAGCGCAGGAAAAGUCCAGGCAGAAGCAAGGCCAGAGAUUCGUACAGAAGCAGACGCUCGAGAAGCAAGAGCAGCCGGAGAGGGCGCAGCAGAGAUCGCAAGGACAGCCAGAGGAGACGACGACGCAGCAGUAGCAGCAGCAGCAGCAGCAGUAGCUCUGACAGCGAUAGAGAAGACCGACGCAAACGUCGCAAAAGCCCCGAUUCCAAACGGAGAAGAUCUAAAAGCACCUCCAAAGACAGGAAAAGAGCAGACACUACAAAAGGCAAAAGUGACAAGAAGAAGAAUCGCUCAAGCUCCAGUUCGAGCUCUGAUCGCAACUGAAUCUGUCCCGAAAAUAGCUCGGCAUUUUUCUCCUGUAUAUUCUGCUCAGUACGCAUCCAGCACGCAGCUCCGUCUUUCAACAAAGAGCCCCACAUCUUGAUAUUCCUCACUCAGUGCAACAAAGCCACAGUUUGUCCAUAAUGCCACCUUUCAUUCCCUAAGAGUAAACAAGAGGCUUCACUAGACAACUGCAAUGCUGGAAGAGGGAGCGAUUAAGCUGAACCAAUAAAAAAAAAAACAGCAACAACAAAGGAGCACUGCGUCUUGUGAGUCAAGGACUUGGUUUUAGCACUGAGCAAGGGCAGUUUUUAUGUAGCCGACUGCUGAAGCUGAAGACUAAAAACCAGCGCCCCCGUAUGUCAAAAUCUGUGACCCUAGUUUGAUUAUUUGGUACAGCCAAUUAAAGAUUUUACUGUAAGACACUUCUUUUUCUACUGAAUUUUGGUUUGUUAUUUAACAUCAUUUUUCAGGUGGCAAAUCUGAUUAAAAAAUGUAUCAUAUUUUUUGCAUGGCUAUUUCAGAUCUAGAGGUCUUCACCUGUGAAGUUUUAAAUGACUUCUCCUAGUCUCUGUAUUCUUGUCAACUUAUUUGCUUUUUGAAAUGGAGGAAACUGUAAUGUCAACGUAAAGUCAACUUGUAUGAAAUGUUCAUUGUGCAAGUUGGUUUUAAGGUUUCCCCUCUGUGUAGAAUGGAAUUAAAAUACAGCAUUUUGAUUUUAAAAUACUGCUUCAAUGUUCUGCUGCCAUUAUUAGCACUCGCAAGUACAGAGCCGUGUCACGAAUAGUAACAAUCUGCCAAUAAUAGAUGUCCUCCAUAAGGAUUAUAAUUGUGUAUUUGAUGCCACAUGAUGUUGCCAAAAUACUACUUUUCUAUUUGAAUUAAGAAAAAAAAAAUUGCUAAUAUGUGGGGACCACGGUAUCACCUGAAAGUUCCUGUAAAGUGAAAAUAACUGCCUAGAUUCUAAAUUUGACACACCACAAAAGCAAAUAAGGGGUUCUGUUUUGGAUCAGUGUCCUGUUGCAAAACCAAUCUUCUUUUGAGCAUCAACUGUUGUACAAACACCAAGUUCUUUUGCAAAAUAUCUUGAUAAAGUUGUGAAUUCA